AUGGAUCGUCCAGGCUGUGGAGAUUCGACGCUCGCGGACCGCAGUCUCGUUGACUGGCCUGCAGAUGUUGUGAGCCUCGCAGACCAUCUCAACAUUGAGCGCUUCAGCGUGCUCGGUGCUAGCGGAGGCGGACCAUACGCGUUGGCCUGCGCACGCUUCAUUCCCCAAAAACGACUUCGGGCGGCGACUGUGGUGUGCGGUAUUGGACCCAUCGAGGCACUUCUAGACACUGUGCCCUAUCUAUCAUGGCGGCUCAUGGGUAUAACUCCAUGGCUGCUACGGCAAGGGGCCCUCCGUGUCUUCCUACCUCACAUCCUCAUUCGUCCCUACCUCACUAGGGACCCUUCCCGCCUCAAGCGUGUCCUCGAAGACCAAGCCAAGACUCCAGAAGAGAAAGAGCAAUUUCGCGACAACAGCGGAGAGACCAAUCUUGACGACGUUGUCGCAUCAUUACUUGAGGCCUUCAAGCAAGGCGCUGGCGGAUGCAUGCAGGAUGGUGCUGCGCUUACGAGAGAAUGGGGCUUUGAUCUGAAGGACGUAGACAGCGAACGGGUCUUGCUAGUACAUGGUGAUCAAGAUGCGCAGGCGCCGUUGAAGGUUGCGCAGUGGAUCGAUGAGAGAUUGGGCGGCGGAAGACUGCGGACGCUCGAGGGCAAGACACAUUUUACGAUCUGGAAGGAGCAUUCGGAGGAGAUAUUCCGACAAAGCGCUGAGGCGUAA
Molecule: messenger RNA, 720 nt
Organism: Alternaria conjuncta
Lineage: Eukaryota; Fungi; Ascomycota; Dothideomycetes; Pleosporales; Pleosporaceae
Exons: 1
Coding region: 1-720 (239 amino acids)
Source: RefSeq, a predicted model, not a curated record